AAUACCAAAGAUCGGUAAAGGCUGAAGGUUCGCUUACGAAGAGGCAAAAAUGGGAAAUGCUUUGCGAAGGGCGCGAAUGAUUUACACCACUCUGGUUCCCAUCGAGUGAAAUGCUAUUCGCGAAUACCUGCUGCCUACGGGGCCCUCGAUAACCCCCUCCCCGGAACCCACGUGCAUCGGCGCGUAGGCAGGAACGGCAGAGUUCCUCGUCGCCGCGACGCCGCUCGCCAGUUUCGACGGAGUCGUGCCGGCGUGUGUUUCUGUGGUUCGUUCGUUUGCCGUUUGAUAGGAAACGCGCGAAUCGGUGUCAAAUUAUUUUUCUAACAGUGUAGUUAAAUUGGAAAAAGUUUUUGUUUUAUUUUAUUUUAUUUUAUUUUUCGUUUCUUGUGAAGUUCGCGUGGUGCGUUUUGCGAAGAAAUCAUCCGUUUAGCAUGCAUUGAUUCGAGGAGUAUCUUAUAGUGAGAGGCUAUCGCGAUGCGUCUGUUCAAACGUCAGGCCUCUGAUACCAGUCCUCAGUUAGUUUCCGCCACGCCAAUAUCUCAGGAUGGAAAUGCUUCUCUGGCCGCCGUUGAUGAAAAUUCCGAACAUAUUAAAAAGAAGUUUUACAAUGAGAACGAUGGCGUGGGACAAGCGGCCGUCAAAGAAAAUGCUGGUGACUCUCAGAAACCGCCAUCUUCUCAGUCCUGCGUGACCAAUCGUAAAGGAAUUUCGACAUGGGGAAGGAAAGUAGGUCGAAGAUGGGAUCAGCUGAAGAGAUCGGAUAGUUCGGAGUUGCUUUCGGUUUCGGGCCGAAGAAGACGAUGGAGUCCGAAUCGGAAAAGUUGCGGCGACCCAACGGACGAGAACGAAAAGAGUGCCAGCGCAUCGCCAGAGUUACCAAAGCCAAAGAGAAUCUCCAGAGUCGAAUCGUUGCGAAACUUGUUCAGAAGCGCUGAAAAGAACAACAACUUCCUAAGCGGCGACAUAUCCACGAGAAACGUAACGAUCCAAGAGGAAGAUGUCAGCAUCAAUCAUUAUACAAUGGAGAAAACCCUGAGCGACGGCGCUAUAAAAAAUGUACCAUUUCGGGUCACCGUCGACGAUUGUCAACUAGGUCGCGGUUCUCUUCUGCACGAGAAGAAGAAACGGAUCAGUCGCAGCAUUCAGGACCUCCAGGAGCAACAACGCGUCCUUGAUUACAUUCUUAAGAACCAGGGUAUGUUAAAGACGCAAGAGGGAUCCGAAUUUGCCAGGGAAACGUUGGACAACGUUAGAAGAAGCACGAGUCCAAAACAACGAGCCAAUCGGUCCACAACCGACGGCACCAAAAACAGCGUGUCGACGCAGACGAAAGACUUUCUUAGCAGUCAGUUGAGUAAUAUUAAGAAGAACCUUUUCAGCACUCGUGCGAGUGCCAACGAAUGUGAUAGAACCGAUGCCCACAGAUCUUGCCCAGCAACAGGUUUAGAAGACCUGAUGAACGGCCUGCGAUUAGGCUGCGACGAGAGUGGUUACGAUUCCGAUAGCACACGAGCUGGAGCCGACUCUCCAGACAGCGAGAACUCCGUGCCAGCGAUGCUGAAACCUCGGAGUUUCUCCAUAACGUCCGACGAUUACCAUGGAAUCGAUUUGUCGCUACCAGUGAGCCCCCCGAAGAAGUCGGACGCGACGACGGUAGCCGAGGAAACCGAGGUGCAACCUUCCUGCGUCGACGAGACCCUCGUUAUGGAGAACAGCCUGUUAAACGAAUCCGUGAGCACGGUCACGACUGUCCUAAUAUCCGAUGGGGACGAGACCGACAGCUGCGACGAGGAUACCUUCGCAGGGUUCCCAGAGUUCCAUUGCGUCGCCGACUACGUGAAAUCUGACUUGAACACCUUGCCAAAGUGCAAUACAAUUGCUUCGAAAGGAUCCACGGUGGGACCUUCACCAAACUUAGGCGCGUCGAGGACAUUCAGUAGUUCCACGAACAAUAUACUCUCUAGGAUACCAGAGAAAAGGUCUAUCCCCAAACCGGACAGAAUAGUGCCGUUGUCGCAGGCGGUGAAGUUGCAGAAUCUCCAGAAGGAGACCAGGUCUCACAUACCGUUGAAAUCUCGGAAACACACCAACAUCUCCCCAAGCGGAGUGAAUUUAUUAGAGAAUGCCUCAUCCCCGUGCAAAGACAGUCCACCAGCGUUGAAGAUCAACUCGACGAUCACGAACAUCCCGCUGCAAUACUACAGUCCGAAGAGGUCGCGAUCCAAGUUGGAGCCGGAGGGUCCUGACACCGUGAACCCUAAGACCAAGAUCAAGAAAUCCACGCAGACGACGAAGAUAGGACAUCUACCGCCUCCCCCGACGCCAGUUAAGAGCUUGAUCCGCCGGGAGCUGAAGACGAUGAAGUUGUUCGUGGAGAAACUCGGAAAUCUCGGUAUUUCCGUGGAGAGGCGAGAGGCUGCCAGGCCUUUCUACGUGAUCUCAAAGAUGGACGCGAACGGAGAAGCGUGCAGGUCUAAGCAAUUUCGAAUUGGCGAUGAGAUUGUUCGCGUUUGCGGGCGCAGGUUGCGCGGAUUGUCGAUCGUGGAGGCCAGGAACGCUCUGAAGAGCUGUUUCGGAUCCGUCGAGUUGCAGAUAGCUAGAGAGCCGACGUUCACCUUCGGUGAGGAGCUUGGCGACACUUGGAGCGACACGUGGGGAGACAUAUUGGUCCGUACUCGAAGCGACUCCGCGGUAUGGACGUUGAAGGAGGAGAAGACGGAUGUUCCAGCUUCCGUUGACGCUGUCGAGCGACUGGCGGACCCGUCCAAAUGCGAAGUGGUCGGAGCGCUGACCAAGGACGGGAACUACGUGUCCGCUGAACGUAUGGAGAACGACAGCGAGUCCAAUACGAAAAAGGAGUCCGAUCAGAAGAUGACUGGCAUGAGGAAAUUCUACGUGGUGAGAAAACGCGACACGAAUCCGGUCUCGAAUCCACGAAGGGCGACUAGUCUCUCGAUGGAUCUGCUGACGAUUACUCUGGAAAAGGGCGCCUCGAAAAAGUGGGGCUUCUCGAUCGUUGGUGGAUCGGACAGCAACAAAGGAUCGAUGGGUAUCUUCGUGAAGGACAUCAUGGCUGGUGGUCAGGCAGCUGAGGAUGGCACUUUGAAAGUGGGAGAUGAAAUUCUGGCGAUCAAUGGAGUGUCGAUGAGCGGACUGACGCACGCCAAAGCUUUGCAGACGUUCAAGGCUGCCAAGGCUGGGAAAAUGAUCCUUCACGUGGGUCGGAGGGACCCGACGCAUAAACGGUUGUGCCAUAGGCGAUAGAAUUGUUGCUUGUAACUUUGGAUACAUCGUUCAAUCGAAGUCGUACGAUUGCUUGGACAAGUUAACAGAAAUCGGAGUCGAAUGAAAAGCAAGAAAAACCGGAUAAUCAAAUUUUCCAGUCAAUAUAAAGUUGCACUGCCUUCGUUCCGUUAUAACGCGCGAAUCGAAUGUUUAUUAGUCGCAGAGAUUAUUUUCUCAUAACCACGAGGAAGGGGAUGAUCUAUAUGUAUAUAUUUUCGUAUAUAAAUUUAAGUACGUUGUUUACGAUUCACGAUCGCUACUAUAAACUUUACAUAAUUAAUCAUCAGCAAUUGCAAUACCAGAAGGACUUAUUCUUUUUUCCAUCGUGAACUCGUUUUCUUCGCUAGGAUCAAUGAAACGUUCAUAGAAUUUUACUAGCAGUGUUUCGUAAUCAACAUGCACGUUACUUUCUGUAUAAUGAUGUCGUUCGAAUUGAC
Hylaeus anthracinus is the source of this 3722-nucleotide messenger RNA. RefSeq lists its product as uncharacterized. Bases 475 to 3264 code for a protein of 929 amino acids. Gene Ontology annotation, molecular function: protein binding. The transcript has 6 exons. The record is from RefSeq and is a predicted model, not a curated record. NCBI's taxonomy places the organism in Eukaryota, Metazoa, Arthropoda, Insecta, Hymenoptera, Colletidae.